AUGCGUCUGAUCCACGUCUUCUUGGUGGUUGUCGCCGCUCUCGUCGCUAGCAGCAAUGCUGUUCCUGCUUCCGCAGACAUCUCCCAGCUCACCAGCGAGCAGAAUAAACGAUCUCUCCGAGGCAGGCAGGCGGUGGUCCACAGCGACGGCGAGAAGGAAGAGAGACGCCUCGUGAAUGUUGACCUCGCUAUCAAGGACGCGGUGAAAGCGACCAACAAGGCGACCGUGUGGAAGGCGCAGUGCGCGGCAUGGAAGUUGAUGGGCAAGACCCCCACGAAACUGGCCCAGGAAUUGAAGAUCAUGAACAGGGGGCAUGUCAAGUGGGAAAAGUUCAUGGCUUACCAGAAGUUCUACGGCAAGGGGCCCCUGAGAUACCCCUAA
Messenger RNA from Phytophthora sojae, 381 nucleotides. RefSeq names its product Avr1b-1 avirulence-like protein (gene Avh1b-66). The transcript has a single exon. The coding region runs from base 1 to 381 and encodes 126 amino acids. The record is from RefSeq and is a predicted model, not a curated record. NCBI's taxonomy places the organism in Eukaryota, Oomycota, Peronosporomycetes, Peronosporales, Peronosporaceae.